GUAAACAGACAGUCUGUUUUGUGUGUCAGACUCUAGCGGCGCUCCCUGAUCAGGACUCGUUCUACGAUGUGACGGACAGUCUGGAGCAGCUGGGGAUGGAGACCAUCAUCCACAAACACAUGAACAACAAGGGGACCGAGCCAGACCUCCGAGCCCAGUUCACCACCUACGAGACGGCUUUGAGGAACGAGGACGGUGAGAUGGACGACUCGUCUCCUCACCUCCGUAAAGAGAGAAGAAAGACGGCCGCCGGCGAGCAGGAGGGGCGAAGGAGCCGCCGCACCUCCAGUCAAAACCUCCCUGACCUCCUGUCCUCCUCCGCGGGCUCCUCGCCCUCCUCCUCACCCACACCCCCCACCUCCCUGUCCCCCGUCUUCCUGUCCCCCUCCACCGCCAACCUCCCCCUCGCCCCCGCCAUGUCCCCCGCUAACAUCCCCCUCUCCCCCGCCAUCUCCUCCGCCUCGUCCCCCAGCCCCACGGCGGGGUUGGGCAGCAGGGCCUCAUCCCCGCUGACCUCUGACCCCGGCAGUCAGACCUCCAGUCCGUCCGGAUCCCAGAGAGGGUCUCCGCUGCCCCCCCACGCAGCCCCCAACGGUACCGUGACCACGGAGCAGGAGCCAAAGUCUCCGUCCAGCGCUGGGCGCUCUUUCCUCAGCCACCACAUGUCAGCUCUGGGUCUGAGCAGGAAGUCCAGACUCUUCACCAAAACCAGCUCCAUCUCUGAGGAGCCUUCAGCCGCCAGCAGCUCCUCCUCCUCCUCCUCGUCUUCCUCGGACCUCUCUCUCCAGGAGAAGUCGUCUCAGUUGAACCCGGAGCAGCUCGGCACCAAGACGGAGACUAAAACCAGUUUCAACUCAGCUGACUGUAAUGUAAAUGUGGACAAGCCGGUCCUGAGGAGGUUUGCAGACACCUUCCUGCGCAGCCUGGCAGCCACUCAGUGGGAGAAGAAGAGAAGAAGUAAACAGCUCAGCCAGUCCAGGCUGUCCUCGUCUGAUGAUGUCAUAACCCCGAGCCUGCAGCCUGCAGACGAGGGCGAGGGCGAGGGCGGCAGCGUCCCGUCUCCGCAACUGACUCGUCAGAUCUCCACGUCCAGCAACGGACGCUCAGACUCCCAGAAUGACCCAGCGGCGCCGCCGGCGCUGCAGCGGCAAACCAGCACUCUGUCCAACGACAAGAAGUUCCUGCUGGACAUGCUCUACUCCAAGACCUCCUGCACGGCGCCGCUGAACCCCCCCGCUGCUGCUGCUCCCGACACCACCGAAGAAGAAGGGACCUUCCUGCCUGGUGGCGAGCUGGGCGGUCGUGGUCGUGGUCGUGUGUUGGAGCGUCUGUCCAGCUUCAGAGCGCGCUCAGUAGAACCCUCCAGCCCCAGCGAGAGCAGCGCCUCCCGCCGGGCGGAGCUGGAGGGUCUGGAAGGCUCGGCCCAGGCAGCGCUGGCCCGUCUGGCUGAAGAACAACAGAACCGCCACCUCCGCCAGCAGAGCAGCAUCGAUGCGGAGAGCCACGCCCGCCGCCUGGAGACGACCCAGAUGACCCCGCUGGGUCCCGGGGGCCCCGCGGACGCCUGGGACCAGCUGCAGCCGAGCGCCGCCGCCCUGCGCAUCAAAGACCUGGACUUCUCCGACCUGCUGGACGAGGAGGACAUCGAUGUCCUGGACAUGGACACCAUGGACUCCACCUCCUCCUGCUUCUCUGGCGUUCCUCCUCCUCCUCCUCCUCCCCCAGGUCUGGGUGUUCCUCCUCCUCCUCCUCUUCCUCCUCCUCCACCUGGUGCUCCUCCUCCUCCUCCUCCUCCCCCAGGUCUGGGUGCUCCUCCUCCUCCUCCUCCUCCCCCCCCCCCCUCCUCGUCCUCGGCGGCGACGGCGUCCUCUCAGAAGAAGAAGAAGAAGACGGUGAAGUUGUUCUGGAAGGAGCUGAAGCAGGCCGACGGGCCUCAGAAGUGCCGGUUCGGUCGGGGGACGGUGUGGGCGUCUCUGGACAAGGUGGCGGUGGACACCUCCCGACUGGAACACCUGUUUGAGUCUAAAGCCAAGGAGCUGCACGUCGCCAAGAAAGGACCUGAGACAAAGAAGUCUGAGCUUCUGGUUCUGGACCCGAAGAGGAGCAACGCCAUCAACAUCGGUAUGACCGUCCUGCCGGCCGUCCACGUCAUCAAGACCGCCAUCCUCAACUUCGACGAGUUCGCCAUCAGCAAGGAGGGGAUCGAGAAGAUCCUGACCAUGACCCCCACAUCGGAGGAGAAGCAGAAGAUCCAGGACGCUCAGCUGGCCAAUCCCGACGUUCCUCUGGGCACGGCGGAGCAGUUCCUGUUCAGCCUGGCCUCCAUCAGCGCCCUGACCCCCCGCCUGCAGCUCUGGGCCUUCAAACUCAACUAUGAGGUUCUGGAGAAGGAGAUAGCGGAGCCGCUGUUUGACCUGAAGCUGGGCAUGGAGCAGCUGGCGUCCAAUCAGACCUUCAGGAGAACCCUGGCCACGCUGCUCGCCAUCGGGAACUUCCUCAACAGCUCCAACGCGAAGGGCUUUGAGCUGGGUUACCUGGAGAAGGUGGUGGAGGUGAAGGACACCGUCCACCGUCAGUCUCUGCUGCAUCACACCUGCAGCCUGGUGCUGGAAAACUACCCAGAAUCCUCUGACAUCUACACGGAGAUCCCCGCCAUCAGCCGCUCCGCCAAAGUGGACUUUGAGCUGCUGUCAGAGAACCUGGUGCAGCUGGAGAGACGCUGCAAAGCAUCAUGGGACAACCUGAAGGAGGUGGCCAAACACGAGACGAAGGUGGCUCUGAAGAACAAGCUGACGGACUUCCUGAAGGACUGCACGCAGAGGAUCAUCAUCCUGAAGGUGGUCCACCGGAGGGUCAUCAACAGGUUCCACUCCUUCCUGCUGUUCCUGGGUCAGCCGUCGUCCUCGGUGCGGGACAUCAGAGUGACCACGUUCUGUCGGAUCGUCAGCGAGUUCUCUCUGGAGUACCGGACCACCAGAGACCGGGUCCUGACCCUGAGACGCAAACGGGCCGCCCACCGAGAGAGGACCAAGACCAGGGGCAAGAUGAUCACCGAGACGGAGAAGUUUUCAGGGGCGGUGUCUCAUGAGGACAGCUCGUCCCCCGUCUCCAUGGCGGCGCCGGAGGCGGGUCAGGAGGAGGAGCACGAGAACAUGAAGAACCUGCUGAUCAGUAGCAGCCUGACGGCGGCGGACCAGAGAGGACUGAGACGCUCCAGAGCCGUCCGCAGUCUCGGCAGGGUGAGUCCGUCUCAGAUGUUCAUGGCUAAAGAGGACGGGACCGGUUCCCAGGACGACGCCACCGACGAGAUCAUGGACCGACUGGUCAAGUCCGUCACCCAGAACCCCUCCGACAGACCGGCCAGCCCCAAGAACCGCAAACGGUCCCGGCUGAACAGGAAGUCACUGAGGAGGACUCUGAAGAGCGGACUCAGUGUGGACGUGGUUCAGGCUCUGGGACUCAACAAGUCAGCAGAUAAAGUCUGAGCAGAGACGCCGACCAACCGACCAAUCCAUCGAUCGGUUAUUGAUUGAAGAGACUGAACCCGGACCAGGAGGAAGAAGCUGUUCCUCUGUUUCCUGGCACAUCUGACGAGCUUCCUGUCGCUCGUUACCGUCGUGAAUGUUCGACACAAACCUGACCUAAAUAUGUAUUUAUUAAUAUUAACAUGUCGACAGAUAUUUCAGAUCCAGACCUGAAGAGGUUUAUCUCACCACGAUGAGCUGUACAUGAUCGCUGACAUAGUAAAGGGUUGUUCCAGCUGUUAGAGAAGGAGACGAUGAGCUGUUAGUACUGAACCGUCCACACAUUUAAUUAUUAUCAUCUUUCAUCUUUUUAACUGCAAAACAACUUUAAAAACUGGGACUGAAAGUUCAGUCUUGUCCUUGUAAAGAGAAGUUUCAGCUUUAAAACUGGUUUUCUAACCAGCCAGCGACUAACGUCCUCCGUCACCGCUCCGGUCUGACCACACGAGUCCUUGAAAGUCCUUGAAGAGUUUGAAAAGUAAGGGUGAAUGUUUCCUUUCACAGAAUCACUAAAGAGGUACAAACCUGCCACCUGCCACUGCGUUAGAGGGUGAGUGUUUGUGUGUGUUUAUUAUGUGAUCACAGCCUACAGGACUUAUUAUUACUAUUUCUGUACAGUCUAGUUAUUGUUUUUUGCACUUUGAGGUGUUUUUUGGUUGUUUCCUGUUCUGCUGACUUCAGGUCAGCUGAAAAGCUUCUUCAAUGUAUCAGGACUCUGUUUUGACUUAAAGAGUGAGAUGAACAUUUUAUUAUUAUAUGAUUGAAUGUGUUCAGGUUUAAUUAAUAAUAAAGGUUUUUAAUGAACAAC
This is a messenger RNA of Sebastes umbrosus (honeycomb rockfish), 4332 nucleotides long. RefSeq names its product formin homology 2 domain containing 1 (gene fhod1). Gene Ontology annotation, cellular component: cytoskeleton; cytoplasm. The transcript is spliced from 19 exons. The record is from RefSeq and is a predicted model, not a curated record. Gene Ontology annotation, biological process: actin filament network formation; cortical actin cytoskeleton organization. Bases 96 to 3485 code for a protein of 1129 amino acids. NCBI's taxonomy places the organism in Eukaryota, Metazoa, Chordata, Actinopteri, Perciformes, Sebastidae. Gene Ontology annotation, molecular function: actin filament binding.